This is a messenger RNA of Culex quinquefasciatus (southern house mosquito), 11243 nucleotides long. It is a transcript of the gene upSET, whose product is annotated as mucin-5AC. Gene Ontology annotation, molecular function: protein binding. The record is from RefSeq and is a predicted model, not a curated record. Lineage: Eukaryota; Metazoa; Arthropoda; Insecta; Diptera; Culicidae.
ACCUCCGGAGAGCGGCGACUGAUGAUGCCUCGUAGUGAGAGUCGGUUGAGAGAGCGCGAAAGAUCACAAAUAACAACAACGUCGCGAUUCUGGCUCAACGUGAACCUUUACACGGGAGAAGAUCCAGCAGAGAUUUUCAGGAUCUCCUGAUAUGAACUACUUUGUCAUGGCCGUUUUGCCAUCGCCAGCUUGGAACAGUAAAAGCCACCUGAACUUUUAUAGCAUAGGAGAUCCUCCCACAGCAGCAGCAGCAGCAGCAGAAGUGCACAAUUCAACAAAAGAAGCAAUUUCGUCGUCGUUACCAGGAUUUACGAGCGACGAGCGUAGAGAAGAUUAGAGUGAGAAAGAGACAGUUCUUCAGUUCGAUGAUUAUUUUAAUGUGAGAGUUUACAGUCGAAAAUAAUGUCUGCAACGUCGUCUAUAAGUUCGACAUCGGCACCGAGUAAUAACAGCAAGAGUAGUAAUAGCAGCAGCAGCGGUAACAACAAUUCCAGCAAUGCCCCCAACAUUGUCAUCCUGGAGAAUCAGAUCCUGGACAGUAACGAUGUGGUGGCGGCGGCCGGUCUCCAGCAGUUGUCCAACGCGGGCACGAUAAAGCUGACCCGGGACUGCGCCUUACAGUAUUCGAAUUUAAUCAACAGCUACAACAGCAGCAGCAGCAGCAGCAAUAACAGUACGACCGGCGCGAGCAACAACGGCAGCGCGCAGAUGAACACGGUCAACAUCAUCCCCGGGGACGCGUCCCAGACGAGCUCCCGGGUGCAAGUGCUCAGCAAUGUGCAGCUCGUGUCCAAGGGAGGCUCGCAGCCCUCAACCUUUAGCUACGUGGACGCGAGCGGAAAGAACUUUAACGUGCUCACGUCGAGCGGAAAAAUCAGCACCAACAAGCUGAUCAGUGUGCCGAUUACGAAGGUCAAAUCCUUCAACCACAUUGGCCAACAGCAGCAGAGUACGCAGCAGGCCCAGCAGACGCAGAUUCUGUCGUCUCAGCUGCAGCAGCAAAAAGUGACAGUGCCACGAAGCAUACAGCUGGUAACGAGGAUACCAAACUCAACCAUUUCCGUCAGCAAUGGCCGGGUGCAGCAGCUCACCCCGACGAUAUCGUCCUCCAGCCAGCCACAAUAUUCCAUUCAACAGUACGCCGAUUCCGGCACGGCCAUCUCGUCGUCCAGUCUGGACAUCAAGGCGUCAACGCCGGUUCCCGUCGUCAGCAGUACCAACAACAGCAGCGGCAAAACGACCACCACCGGCAAGGGCAAAGCCGCGUCAACGUCGUUGAAAAUGAUGCAAAACACGCCCAUCAACCACGGUGGACCCAAAUCCGCCGUUGGCAAAGGAAUGAGUGUCAGCCUGAAGAGUGUCCGGAACAACUCGAAAAGCACCGUCACCGGACUCAACCCACAAUACUACGUGAAAAGCUCGACCAACGGAACACUCCAACAGAGCCAGCCCGGUACGACAACGUCCAUCUACACGACGUCCCCGGCUCAAGCGGUGUACCACAACCCAACACCUCACCCACCCCAACAACAACAACAGCCAAUGCAGUACCCCAUCACCACCGUUCCUAGCACCGGCAAAGGCAAAGGUGUCUACAAAACCUCAAAAAAUCAACUAAUACAACUACAACAGCAGCAGCAACAACAACAACAACAACCCCAUCAAUCUCCCCAGCGAUCGGUCACGCCGCAGUCCCCGAGCCCCAUCGGCACGCCGUACAGCGUCCCACUCUCAACCACGAGCACGCGCUAUCAAAACUACAACUCGUACUCGAUCCCAUCCUCCCAACCACCCACCACGACCCUUGCCGGCAGUAGCUACAAAACCACCUACAGCAAUCUCUACCCGGCCAAUCCGUCGUACGACUCAAGCUCGGUUCCGAUGAGCGAACCGACGCCGCCGCCGCCACCGCACCAAAUCCAACCCUCGAUGACGGUCACCGGGUACACGUCCACCACCGGCAAGGGCAAAAAGUACGGAGCACCUAUCCUAAACAACAACAACAACGCCGACGGCGGCAACUUCACCGCCAUCACACCGGUCAAGAUGAAGGGCUCGGGACGGGGUCGCAACAACAGCGUAUCCAACUACCAACCAACCGACUCAAACCCGACUCCCUACCAGCAACAACAGCGAUACUCGGCUUCCCCCUCGAGGCCGCAACAAUUCCAACCCUCGCCAAUCCACCAGCAGCAGCAAAACCAGCAAAUUACGACAACGAGUGGCGGUGGCGGUGGUCGCGACGACCACUACAUCAUCAACGGGCAGCAGAUGACGGACGAAACGUCCGCCCGGAUACUGCAGAGUUUGUCGCAAAAGACGGCACAGCCGGAGCAGCCGACCAAGUACAAACCCCAGCAGCAGUUUACGUUCUACGGCUCGGACAGUGUGCCGCAGUCGCCGAGCAGUGUGCCGGCCACGUUCAUUCCGGGCAGUACCAACAGUGGAAGCAGUGGGGGAGGUGUUAGUAAUACCAAUAUCCCAGGCAUUGUGUACGAUCCCAGUGAUGCGCGGUUCUACGAUGAAAAGAGCGACGGGCGGCGAACAACGAGCACCUCGGAGAUCAUCACGUACGCGGACAACAUUCCGCUGCGCGAGGGUUAUCCUCCGGAUUACAAGUGCUACCCGCGCGUUGACGACGACCACAUCGGCGAAGAGGUGCGACCCGCCCCGGUGGACACCUCCAACGGACGGUACUUUUUACUCCAAGCGGUGAUGCAGGAUCACACCUACUUUGCUCCGCCACCGGAGUUGAAACCGCCCGAACCUCCACCGAUGUUAGCAACAGCAGCGCCACCAGUUCAAACGCCGACUUCGGUCGCUACCCCGCCCGUAAUCACACCCGCAUCCUUACACCAGCACUUGUCGAAGCAAAAAUCGAGCUCACCUGCUCCGGCGAUCACGUCGAGUGCUGGAGGUUCAACGAUCCCGUCGUCGUCACUUGCCACGACAAUUUCCUCGACCGCCUCGGUCCCGGCUCCGUUGACACAGAUGAGCCUCAGCUCGCUGGCGGCGUACACAAGCAGUGUCGUUGCGGCGGCAGGAUCAAUAUCUCCGGCACCAACGGCUGUGGCAGGUUCCAACAGCAGCGGUGGUCUCGAUUACAUCUACCAGCGGCAAACGGGGCCGCAGGACGACGACGCCAACUCGGUCAUCAGCACUGGGUCGCGCAACUUUAACGCCAUGGACAACGAUCUGGGCGAGGAAACCGAAACGGCCCCGGAGGGGGAAGGCGAGGACGAUUCCGUCACUCGAUGCAUCUGUGAUCUUACCCAUGACGAUGGCUACAUGAUUUGCUGUGAUAAGUGCUCCGCCUGGCAGCACGUUGACUGUAUGGGCAUCGAUCGGAUGAACAUUCCGGACGAGUACAAUUGUGAAAUGUGCCAGCCGCGGGCAGUGGACAAGAACCGUGCCCGGAUGUUGCAGCUGGAGAAGCGCAAGGAGCAAUCACUGUUCUUGGCCAACAACAAUCUGCAACAGCAACAACAACAGCAGCAGCAGCAGCAACAACAACAAAUGCAGCAGGUUGCGGAUCCGGCCGUGACCAGCACGAACCUUCUCAACGUGCCCGUGACCUCGAGUGGGACCGGCACCGGUGGGAAGGGCGCCAAUCAGUACACCACCGGGAAGGCGCUGGCCGGUGCGAAAAAGAACAAACCUGCAGGUACGGGGUCGAAGAAGAACAAGGCAGCGGCCGGGGCCGAGGGAGGAGUGCCAGCGGUGCCGAAAAAGAUCAGCAAAAAGACGGCCGAGAACGCGCUGAACAGGCUCAACGGAAAGCGCAAAGAGUUGAAGAAGCCGUCGAAGAAAAAGGUCAAAACGACCGAGCAGAACGCGGAGAAAAUGUCCAACAUGAUCCGGACGUGGAUCGACAAUUACGAGCGUGCCAUCACUAACCACUAUUCGCCGGAGUUGCGGGCCCGGUUACAGGCCUUUGGCAAGAUGCAGUCGCAAAAUCCGCUGCUCAAUUCGGACCGCCUCAUUCCGGCCGCGUCGGUGACGAAUCUGAUGCAAAAGUGUACGACCGUACCACACGCCGGAGGUAAAAUUCUCAUCAGCACCGGUGACAUCGAACCAAAGACCCCCAUCAUCGAGAUCCGUGGCAAGUACAUGAUCUCGUCGCAGCACAAGCAGUUGCAGUCCCUGUUUAACAUGGCCGCCAACGGAAAGCUCAGCAACAACAAAAACGCCGGACCGUUCCUAUUUCUGUACCAGUUGACGCAAGGCGGUAUGGAGUUGUGCGUCGACACCCGAACGUACGGAAACGAUGCCCGGUUCAUACGGAGAUCGUGCCGGCCAAACGCGGAAAUCUUGCACAACGUGGACAAAGGUGUGGUGCAUCUGUACAUUGUGUCCACCUCGAACAUCAAGGCCAACACCGAGAUCACUAUCAAGCACGACGAACAGCUGAUCCAGAGGGUAGGCGGGGUGGUCAUACUAACGCACACGACCGUGACGAAACUGUGCGCGUGUGGCCUCAUCAAGGAUUGCCAGUAUUCGGCCCAACUCAGCGAGGGAUUGCUACCUCCGGCGGCAGCCGUACCAGCUCUAGCACCAGCGCCCAUUCCAGGACCUGGCGAUACCCUGGCCAACAUUGGCAACACCCAACCAAUCCCAGGAAUAGCACAAACACCUGCGUCUAUGGCGGCUACCGGUACGACUCUCAACAAUUCCGGAAUGCCAGCCCUCACACCGUCUGGAAAGCCGUCCAAAAGCAAGAAAAACAAUGGCGCCCUCGCGGACGGUGAGAAGAAACCGCCCAAGAAGCCAAGAAACAGUCGAUCAACCAGCUCGAAUACCGAUUCGACUAGGCUAAGGUCAAUUUCAUCCAGUGGAGACAGCAUCAACGAAAUGUUAAUGUACGUCCAGCAACAGCAUCAACAACAGCAGCAGCAGCAGCAACAAUCCUUAUCGCAUCAACCACCGAUGCCGAUGGGUGGCCACGCGCCCUUAUCACCGAUGCAUCAACCGCAGCAGCAGCCGCAGCAGCCCCAGCAGAUUCCGUCGCAAAUGAUCUCUCAACAGAUGCACUUUAUGCACCAGCAAAGUCCAACUCAAUUGAUGCCGCACCAACCGUUGCAGUUGAGUCAACCUCCGCCAUUGCAGCAGCAGCAGCAGCUCCAACCUCCGGUGUACAUGUACAGUCCGACUCCCCCACAACCCAACCAUCCGCCGCAGAUCGUGAUGCCUCCCCGUACGCCACCACCUCCGGUCAGUCCCGUUGGUCUCAACAACCGGCCCGGGUUCUACACCGAGAUCAAGUCACCGAUGAACUCACCCCCGCUCAAUCUUAGUGCCGCCGGUCCACCUCCACUGGUGAUCCCGACUGCCAAGUUGACCCCGCAGGCACCACCAUCGCCGCAACCAAUGCCAAUGUUGCCCUUGGCUCCUCCCCCGCUGAGAGAACAACACCCGGAGGAAAAGCCGCGCCAUCUGGAAAUGAUCCACCAGCAGCAGCAACUUCAUCAGCAACACAUCAUCGAAGAUGUGCUCAAGAUCAAAAUCAAAUCUCCAACGGCUAGCCCGGUCAAGCGAGAAUCUGCACCUUCACCAACGAUGACCAGCAUGCUGUCGCCACCUCCACCACCCCCAAUUCCAAUCGCCCAACGGUUACUCUGCGCGGAGACGCUCAAAAACGAGCUCUUUCACUCGCACUUCUCACCCGCAUCGCCGACGCCUCUGCCGAAAUCGUCCCCUGUCAAGCUCGAAUAUCCCCCGUUGUCCCCGGUUGUGGCACCCGAAAUCAAGCUGGAGCAACAACCCUCGCGGAUACCGACGCCACCCCCGCCGACCUCUCCCGUUGCGGUGAAAAUCGAGCACGAAGUUAAGGAGGAACUUUGUGUUCCGGACGCCGUCCACAUGGACCCGCUUCCGCUGGUCAAGAAGGAAGAACCGUUGCCGCAAAUGCCCGAGUCUCCGCUCAAGGAACAACUUCCUCGGCCCGUUACACCACCCAUGUUGAUCGAAGAUGUCAAAGAAGAACCCAACCUAUGUGACAGCUUGCCCGGUUCACCGGUCAAGUCCUGCACGGGUCUUGCUCCUGGCAGCGUUAGCAGUGGCAACAGUACCAACAGCUCACCGAUCGCGUCCCAUCAUCAACUUCACCUGGGUGGAAGCGGCGGCAGCGGAAAGAAAAAGUGUCCUUCCUCAAAGGACGCUGCCCCUGCGGGGGGUGCCACGACCUCGACACCAACGGUCAAAGAGGAGAAGAAGCCCUCCCGGAAGCUGACCCGCGAGGAACGCAAAAUGGAAGCGAUCGUGAAGGCGUUUGAGAAGAUGGAACAAUCGCAGCAGCGCAAGCAAGAGCUCAAAGUACAGCGGAAAGAGGGCAAACGGAGAAGCGUUUCGUCGUCGACGCCGGACGAGGGAACGCCCUGCAGUUCGGCCAAGAAACGGUCGCUCAGUUCGUCGCAGCAAAAGCGCAAGAAGAAGAAGAGCAAGUCGUUGAGCCAGCACUUUGGAUCGCCGAACCAGAGUCGCAAGAAGAAAGUGUCCAAAUCGUCGUCGUCGUCGUCGUCGAAGAAAGCAUCGCGGUCACUGUGUUCCGAUCGUCCGUACGAGAGUAAGGCCGCCGAACUGCUGUUGACGUUUUCGCAGUCUGCGGAGCAGUCCCAGUCGUCGUACUUUGGGGACGAUGUAAAGCCGAUCGCGGGUGAAGGUCCGGAACUGCUCAACAACAACAAUAACAACACUGCGGCGUCCGUGUCCAACUUGCCGUUGCUCAGUUCCGUGUGCAUGCUGGUGGAAGCUGCGGUCGGCCCGUUGGAACAGGUUGCAGGAUCGACGCCGACGGGAUCUUCGUUGACGCCAUCGGAGCAGGACUUUAAAUUUCCCCAGAAGGCGAAAACCAAGAAGAGCAUGAGUCGCGAGUGGCUCAGCGGUCAGGUGUUGGAAAAUAGUGCGACGGUUCCGUUCCGAAGGAUCACCCCCGACCAGGACUCGGGCUACAUGAGCGAGGACAAAUCGCACGACUACCGACCGGCGUCGGUAACGACUCCGCUGGGCGUGGACGUUGGCGAUGCGAACAUUUGCAUCGCAGCGAAGAAGGUCGAGGAAUUCAUAGCGCAAAAUUCGCCCCAACCGGACGAGCUAGGUUCCAGUAGUGCGAGUACAAUUGUGGCCGCAUCCGCUGCCGUCGUCACCACUCCCGUCGAGCCAAGUCACGUUCAACCGCAAAGCAACGUUUCGGAGAGUGCCGCGGUGAAAAAGCGUUGGCUUCGGCAGGCCAUCUCGGAGGAGACGGACGAACUGACACAGGCCUCGUCUUCGCCACCUCCGCCGAACGGAUUCACCACGCCAUUGAAGAAGCGACGCGUCAUUUGUACAUCGGAGGACGACCCGCAGAUUACCCAGCACCAGCAACCCAUUCUGUCGGCGCAAAAGAUCGACUUUGCCAACCACGCACCGAUGACGAUGUCCAGCGUGACCAACUACUCCGACAGGAGCAUGUACUGGAGCAACGCCGUGCCGACGGCCUACGCCGAGGAGAAGCACGCCAUGGAUCUGUCCCGAACGGCACCGGUGGUCACUCCGUUGGUGGUACAACAGCAGCAACCUCGCAUCGCCCCGUACAAGAUAGUCCCGAUUGCGCAAGCGUUGACUCCGCUGCACUUUACCGACCCGGAUCCCCUGCCUUUGCCACCACCCCCUCCAGCAGUUGUUCCUCCACCGAUGAUCCAGAUCCACCACCAGGAAUCUCACGUCGAGUACACGCCACGACCCCAGGUCAUACCGAGCUACGAGCCCCUUCCACCUCCAGCAUCUGCAGUAGCCGCAAUGGUCCCAGCAUCGCUCCUACCCCCAGUGGUCGAACCUGAACCUCAACAACAACCCCAACAACAACAACACGUUCGCAUCGACGUGAGCUAUCCGACCGCCGAACAUCAACCAUCGUCGUCGGUUCGCAGCAUCCCGCGCAGCAAGGGCAGCCAAAAGUACAUUGGCAGUCCGGCCAAGUUUGCACCGCCGUCGCCGGCCGACUCGCAGCACAGCAGUUCGGUGGCGGAAACGCCCGAGAAGGGGUCGCUCGCGGGAAGUGGCGGCAGCAGUGUGGCCAACUCGGACGUGGACGAAGAUACGGAGGUGAAGGUGGAGGUGAGGGUAGCUGAACCUGAGGUUGAAGAGAUGAGUGUUGAGGAGGUGCGCGAGGAAAGUGUGGUUGUGCCGGAAGUGGAACCGGAGUUGAAGGAGUCCAGUGAAGUGGUGCAUGAGGAGGAAGUGAUGGACGCAGGGGAAGUUGUGGUCGAACAGAUGGAAGUGAGUUCUACGGAGAUGGAAGAGACGACGACGGUGGUGACAGUGCAAGAGGAAGAACCGCCAGCAAAAGUUGAAAAGAUUGAACCAGCUGUGGUGGUGCCUGUGAAACCUGCGGAAGUGGUGAAUGGACGCGACAAGUUGAGUCGCAAGGUUCCGGAAGAGGAGUGCGAAAAUAACGAGCUGGAAGAUUUGCAGAAGGCCAUCGCGUCGUUCCACUCGGAGAACAUUAUGACGCUUAUUUCACGGAACAAAAAGGCCAAAAAGGGGAACCGAGAGGGAAGUGGCGGAUCGAAGAGACAACCCAAGGUCAAGCAGAGUUCGUUUGCAAAAGAGGAAGUUUCAUUGACGCCACCUGUGUCUGUUUCCCCUAUGCAACCGGAACAUGUUGAACCGGUGGUAUCGGAACCAGUUGAACCAUCAAUUGAGUUUGUACCAUCGGAACCGGAGCCAGAAAUCGCGCCACAACCAGUUCCACCACCCGCACCACUUGUGGUAACAUCGGAAGAGACUUCCGUCUCGACACUCAGUCGAUCUUACUCGCAUCCUUCGUGGGUCUCCACAGCGGAAGCAUACCGAGAUCCCACGGAGAUCCGCACCAGUUUGUCGACGCUUCGGCCGGACAUUCCGCCAAUCAACUUCAACUCGCCCAGCACGUACCAGUCCAACGCGGCACGGAACCUGUUGACUUCACUGUCAGUUGGUUCUGAACCGCUGUCGUCGCUGACGAGCUUCCGGUCAAGCAGUACAUUCCUCGAUUAUCCCAAACCAUCGCCACCGGCACCGGUGACGACACCAUCGGCCGUUGCAGCGACCAACGUCGUCCCCGGAAGUAGCAUCUACCAGUACCGACCAUCGACAGAGAUCAGCAACCUGCUCGAAAAGGGUUUCUCCAGCACUCGACCGUCCAGCUUUGCGACGCUCGGUACGGAACGUGUUCCAAGUGUAACCGGAGUUAGUGGAACGCCCAUCGCCACCGAACGAACCGUAACCAGCUCGUUCCUGUCGUCGCUGGCAUCCCCCAAAGUGACGGAAAACCUCUCCACGCUAGGCUCGUCCGCGACCGCCUACCCGAAGAUCUUCACCAAAACGGCCAGCUCGGACCCGCGGCUGAACCCGGCGUUGACCACUCCGGAACCGGUGGCACCAAUCACCCCCAAACGUAAGCUCUCUAUCAACGAAUAUCGCCAGCGGAAGAUGGCAUCGUGCAGCAGCAGUACAAGCGCCACGCCGUCCACCGGAUCCGAGACGUGCACGUCGUCGGCGGUCGCCGCCACCUGUAGUUCCUCCACGAGCAGUAGCAGUAGUAGCAGUCCCGGAUGUGGCAACGUAAGCAGCAGUCUCGGUAGCAACGACGUCAGCAGCUCCAUCAGCAAGGAGCUCAGCCUGGAGUUGGAGCUGGAACUCGGUGGUGGCAAGGACGAGACGGGGGACAUCACCGUUGGGACGACCAUGGAACCGACCAGCUCGACGGAGGAAGCAGUGUAAGCAGAAGCUGGUAAUCGGCUGAAUUACAUUUGCUAAGAGAGUUGACGAAACUUUGCAACGCCUUGCUGGACGUGUGACCUGAACAAAAAAAAAGCCGGACACGAAACUACCACCCAAGAUUGCAGAAUAGGACGCUGGUCGUUUGUUGAUCUUCAUCGGUGUGGAAGCUCCGAAGCUAAGCGCGGUUGGCUGAGUGGUUGUGUGUGAUUACAGGGAAGCGGCUGUAAGAGCUGAGGGCAAGGACGCGGAGUGGAGAGGAGGAAGCUAUACUUCUUGUGGAAGUAGAUUCAUUAAUCUGAUGAAGCUAAGAUUAUUAAUUGUAAUAAAAAUCUAGUGGAUAAGGCUACUUAGGGCGCGUGUACAGCAGAGCAGUGCAGAGAGAUAAGAGAGUGUGUGAGAGAGAGAGAGAGAUCUUGUAAAUAUACUUUCAAUAGUAUAACCUUGGCUGAACACAACGAUUGUGACGAUUCUGUUUCUCCAAUUUACACACCAUUGACUAUAGAAAACUCGUAUAUACAAAACCACAACCACAGCAUAAAUGCACGAAUGCAAAAUAGUUUAAAACAAAGAAUAAUAUACAUAAAUUAUAGUUGAGCAAACCUUGUAACAUACACCCAAGCUUACCGAUUCUUGAUUCGUUUCUCCCACCUUUCCAGGAUAUUCUUUCCACAAUCUCUCCUCCCUCCCCCCAACCCUGACAGUAAAAUCUCCAGUGAAACCCACCUGUUGUAGCAAAACUAAAAUCUGAUUGACAACUACUCUUACUAAAUUCUCGCCAGUUGUAAAUAUGUGUACAGAGCAAUGCCUAAAAAAAGGCAGAACAAAGUUGAUAAAAUAAAAACACUCGAAAUGUUGGUGAAAAGCUCGGCAUACAUCGUGUAAAAUAGUACAAAUAGAUUGUAUAAAAAAAUAAAACAACAGAGACACAUGCGUAAAGAAGGGCAAAUCGUGAACACUAAAAGUGAAUUUAAAAAAAGCUAUAAUAUAUGAAAGCAUUGCGAAAAAUAAAAACUCUAAUAAAUAUAAUCCAAAAUAGCUUGUACCCUUAAAAGUAGCAGGAAAAAAAAAAACAAACAAUCGCAAGUACACAUUUUAAAACAACAAAUCAAAAGAAGCUGAACGAAGGCAUGCUUGCUAAAACCGAAACCGAACUUAUUUCCCAACAACAAACCAGGACAUGAACACUACAAAACAAAAAGAAUGCUCUGUUGGCAGAGAAUUUAUCUCGUAUUAGAGCCAACAUAAACUAGAUCGGUAGGACACAGCUUGAGCUAAACACAAACAAGUAAAUUAUUACAGCUAAAAUUUAAGACGUACGCUAACGUAGAUUAAAAAAAAACACCUUCGCAUGAGAAAAGAAAAACAACCCUAAAAUGGAAAACGAUUUGUCUUCGUUUGAUAUGCUUGUAAAUACUGUAAACUUUAUUUAUGUUGUAAAACAAACAAACACACACACACUACUAAACCAGUAAGAGAGCCUACUUUUACGCAAAGAGAAAAAA